ACAGGCCGGAUGCUCGGUCUCAGGCCGGCCUGGAAGUGACGUCAGUCCGGGGCGGCCCGAGCUGUGUGUUGUGUGCGGGUGUGGGAUCUGCUCGGGGAAUCCCAUUGAAGAAGAGGACGCCCGGUGUAGCAGUAAAUUCUGUAUGCCAGGGGAGAGGCAGCCAUGUCUAUGGAGGAUCCGUUCUUCGUGGUGAAGGGGGAGGUCCAGAAAGCAGUGAACACAGCACAGGGUCUGUUUCAGCGAUGGACAGAUCUUCUUCAGGAUCCUUCUAUUGCUACCCGGGAGGAGCUGGACUGGACUACUAAUGAACUACGUAACAACCUGAGGAGCGUUGAGUGGGACCUUGAGGACCUCGAUGAGACAAUUAGUAUUGUUGAAUCCAAUCCUCGUAAGUUCAGUCUGGAUCCAGCAGAGAUGAAGCAGAGAAAAGCUUUUAUCGGCGAAACCCGGCAGUGUGUCAAGGAAAUGAAGGAUCAGAUGACCAGUCCAUCUGUUCAGGCCUUAGCUGAAAAGAAAAACCGGCAGGCACUUUUAGGUGAAGGGACAAGACGGGGCUGGAACAGUGAGCCAGACAAGUACAAAGGACUGGACCAGGAGAUCCAGUCGGCAAACUCACAAUUUCUAGACGGGCAGGCCUCACAGCAACAGAUGAUCAUGGAGCAGCAGGACGAGGAAUUGGGGCUGGUAUCUCAGAGUAUCGGAGUGCUGAAGAAUAUGUCACAACGCAUUGGAAAUGAGCUGGAUGAACAAGCUGUGAUGCUUGAUGACUUUUCACAUGAAUUGGACACAACACAAUCUCGAAUGGACAAUGUUUUAAAGAAGCUGGCAAAGGUGUCUCAUAUGACUAGUGAUCGCCGCCAGUGGUGCGCCAUCGUUGUGCUCCUUGCUCUGCUGCUCGUGGUGCUGAUCCUUUUCUUUGCACUGUGACUUACAAGCUUACUCCUUCCAUGGAAUUCCAACAAUACAUUUUACAGUAUCACAACAAACUAAGGUGUAUUAAUGUGUGAAUUGGCAUUGCCGUGACAAAAGGGCAUUUGUGAUUUUUGGCAAUCAAGUGACUACAAGCCGCAGCACCAUCUUCAGGAGGUGCAGGACUAUGGCGUCCCCUAUUUUUCAGAAACUUGCUACAACACGCAGAGAGCCCGACAAUUUUUCUGCUUUUGUCCUAAGCAGUUUACACACUGGAUUACUGCUGUCUGUAUUCUGUGUUCCUGCCUCAUCUUCCUUUCCAAAGGAAACACGCCUGAGCUUGCCUGUCUGCCGGAACAUAAGCAAAGGAGAAACCUUGGGCCUGUGGCUCCGGGGUGUACUGUUUUGAAAAGGGGAGAUUUAAACCACAUGUGACGUGACGUUACUGCAGAGCUGCUUGGCUAGGAACCAUUAGCAUCUGGAAUAAAUUACAGGCCUGCUUCAGCUUCCGGCAGAAUGGAACUUGGACGUGGCCACAAGAUCUGUUUAACGCUAGUACCAUUGCGGUUCAGGGCUUUAUUUUUGUAAGACCGUGUGCUACGUUAUAUAACAAUGCCUGCAUUGAUUCUGCCAUUACACAUCUGUGGCCAGAGGUCCUCAUCUGCUCAACAAGAUGCCUUUCUGAGAGCGGGGGAUGCAGAAACAAAGGCCCUGUCUACAGUACGGGAACAUGGAUACCAUGACAUUAGAAAUCCAGGAGAUUUGAUCAUGAAGAUUGAAUUAGUAUGACAAGGAUGCUUCACAUCUGGAAUGAUCUAGCCGGAUAGGGAGUGCCGUUGAGUGAGAUUACGGUUUAUACAACUGUAUUAUUAAGAUUUGAUGAUAGGACUGAAUCUGUGUGCACUCUACUGAUUUUAUUUUUAUAUCCGUUUUAUUGAUAGGCAGGCUGUGUUGUCUUACAAUUGCUAAUGCCACUUUACACCCCUCCCCCCCACCUCAAGCUUUUGUCCGUUGCCUGCCUCGUAGCGUCUUUACUGAAUGUGUUUUUGUCCCUGUCUGUUUGUACCAUAUGUGUUGUAAUUAACCACAUUCUGUCGAACCAAACACUACAUCUAUUCCAAACUCUGGGAACUGUCAUGGAAAGUUGGCAGCAUCCGUUAUGUAAAUCUGUUUUUGAGCCGUUGGACACGGCCGGCUGUUGUGAAUGAAUCGUCACCUGAGACUUUAUUGGCUGACAUCCAUCACGCUAUUUAUUUAACGAAAUAGUGCUAGUUCUGACAAAUCCCCAGACUUCAGGAGGAACUUUUAUUGCUUGGUGCUAGAUAUGAAGGAUAUUUUGAUGACUUUGUAGAUUUAUUUAAGGUAAAAUUGAAUAUCUUAAGAAGUAUGGCUGUUUGAGCUGUGGGAAAAUGAUCUGUCAGUUGAGAGAGGGUUCAAGAGCUGACCUUUGUCACAAUAAUCACCACGGCUACAAUUAGUCUUUACUUGGACACGUCUCCAUUAAAGCCCCAUUUGUUGUUUUUUUGUUAUGCCUUAUGUCCCAUUGGGAACAUUUACCCUUAUUUCCUGUCCCAGACACGGAUAAGGCCUCCUGCCAGAGAUCGGUGCUGUCAAUCAGACCUCAUUAGGUAUUUGUCUACUUGAGAGCAGUGUGCUCAGACAGCAGUGGGAGAGGAGGGGGCGCUAUCAAUCGUGUGAGAUCAUCAACCGAACCAAAUGAUCCAUGCACAUGGUCCCUUUUUAAAAUGUGGUGAUGGUUCAAGUUCAUCUCCAUGCAAACAACAUACACAGAUUACGUGUAUGU
Molecule: messenger RNA, 2713 nt
Organism: Rana temporaria (common frog)
Lineage: Eukaryota; Metazoa; Chordata; Amphibia; Anura; Ranidae
Gene: STX6
Product: syntaxin 6
Exons: 8
Coding region: 163-927 (254 amino acids)
Biological process (GO): Golgi vesicle transport; intracellular protein transport; vesicle fusion
Cellular component (GO): SNARE complex; synaptic vesicle membrane; endomembrane system
Molecular function (GO): SNARE binding; SNAP receptor activity
Source: RefSeq, a predicted model, not a curated record